AUGUCGAUUGCGGAAUUCCUGCUCGAUGACCCCAUCAAUCAUGCUCGAUUGAUGGGCUUGGAGGUUGAGGAUAUUCUAGGUGAGGACUUUGCAUUCAGUGUGCCCGAUACCAGCACCAAUCCGCAGGAGUUCGAUAUCUGCAACGGACUGCCCUGGGCCAGGGCUUUCCCAACCCUGAUUCUCGAUGACAGCGACUCCUUCCACUACAGCACGCCCGAGUUGCUUGGGAAGGGACGCCCUGACAAUGCAACCUUGGCUGCGUUCUGGAAAGCCAGUGGAGCCGUUCGUGCAGAUAUUGAGAACGAGCAGUUGGCCAUGCAACUGAUCAAAAGCAAAGUCUUCACAUCGGUAGUUAUCGCUGGCACUGUACAUCGAUCAAAACAGAGUUUCAGAAACUCCGUCCUGCCAAUCCUUCGAUCUUUCGUUGAUGUGGGUGGGAUCGUUGUAGUGCAGAACGGCGCUCGCUGGUUCACGUACAGGGAGGCCUUUGCGGAUGAGAUCAAGUGGACAAGUGGCAAGUCCGCACACGGAUUCGGGGUACACGAAAAGAACAGGCAGCAGGUCCUGCGCCUUUUCCCAGAACAGUCUGUCAAGACCCAGCAGAUCCGUGGCAAGAUCAUGUCAUUCUACGUCGAGGGUGCCCUUCUGAAAGAUGUCCCUGAUGGGGAAGCUUGUUUUUCAAGCGUGGAGGAGGGCUACCCAGCAAAGGACAAUGUUAUUGUCGCAACCAAGCCCAUCAAAAAAGGUUGGCUUCUCUAUGUAGGCGCCUACAGCAUGUGCGACAGCAAUCAUCUGAUAGUUGACUUUCUCCAAGAGAAUGCCAUCAGCAGAAAACAGUUCCACAUGAAUUGUGCCGACAUUGGUUUGUGGCAAGCUGAGAUUGCGCUCACUCCACAAGACUUCGAGCCGGAGGAGGCAUACCAGACAGACGAUGAGAUUGAGGAAACUACACGCGUCGAAAUAAAGAGGGCGCGACAUGGCUGA
Symbiodinium sp. CCMP2456 is the source of this 984-nucleotide messenger RNA. NCBI's taxonomy places the organism in Eukaryota, Dinophyceae, Suessiales, Symbiodiniaceae. The record is from the annotation of a GenBank genome assembly.